Lymnaea stagnalis (great pond snail) is the source of this 6542-nucleotide messenger RNA. The record is from the annotation of a GenBank genome assembly. Lineage: Eukaryota; Metazoa; Mollusca; Gastropoda; Lymnaeidae.
AUUUUCACAACAAAAAUGGCGACUUACACUUGUUAUUGGUUGCAAUAACACUUUUUUUGUUGUUGCUUAUUGCGUUGUAAACUUAGCUAAGAAUUUGCAUUUACUUGUCAGAGGUAAUAAUAUUCAAGAAGUAGUGUUUAGUUUAACAUUUAUUACUGUUAGUUAUGGCAUCAGGCAGUGCAGGGCAGAAAAAUACAAAUUUAAUGACGGAUGCUAGAGGCCAGAAUCGUCAACAAAUGUCACUAAAUAAAUCAGUAUCUUCUUCUGAUGGAAGUACAGAUCCCUCUAGCCUUGAAGCAGAGACUACAAAAGUCUUAGAAAAGCAGGUUCAGAAGAGGAUUUUUAAAAUCAUAGUUAUUGGAGAUUCAAAUGUAGGGAAAACAUGCCUAACAUAUAGAUUCUGUAGUGGUAGGUUUCCAGAUAAAACUGAAGCAACAAUUGGUGUUGAUUUUCGAGAAAAGCAACUUGAUGUAGAUGGGGAAAAUCUUAAGGUAAGUCAAUUAGGUAUAGUGUAUUUCAAAAUAAUCCUCUUAAUAAGUUAAUUAAUUAGUUUAAAAGUUAUACAAAUAGACCACCUUGUUAUAAUAUAUUAACUAACUUGUUUAAUGGUAAAUUAAAGGCAGUGUCUACACUAUUUGUCCGGCGACCAAGUCACAUGACCGCCGGAAGAAUAUUUGAUAGAGAUAUUCGUCCGGUGACCAAGUCAUAUGACCUCCGUAACAAAGCGGCGCUAUAUAUUUGUCCGUCAGCCUUGUCACGUGACCGCGAAUGAUUCAAAACUAUUGUUAAUUUUAAUAUCUAUUUCUCUACCAAGUAAUGUACUGAGUAUCUUGCAAACAAAUAUUAGAAAAAAUACUUGGGUAUAUUACCAAAAAAAAAGUGGGGGUUAAGCAAUAAUGCAUUCUAGAAGUAGAAGGAAGCAAUGCUGAGAGGGAGAGAGCAUUACGGUAAUAAAAAAAAAAUAAAAUAGGAAUGCUAAAAAAAAUAAUAGUGAGGGUGAUCAAUAGUUAAUAUAUAGGCCGACUAGUUUAAUAUUCAAAGCCAAACACUUUAUGCAUCUCAGUGCAUAUGAAUAUAUUAACAUGUUCAGCAUUUAUUUAUUAUCUAGGGAUCAGAAUAUCAAAUGCAAUGCUACUUUUUUGCCGGCGACCACUUGCCACAUGACCUGCCGCAAUAAUAACGCCUACUAGUCUUCAGCGGUCACGUGACAUGCCCGCCGGACGUGUAGACACUUUGUAAAUUAAAUUUGUUCAUUUUUAAUGAGGAAAACAAUAACAUGGGCAACGAAUAUUACAUAACUGCCUGCCAUUGUUGAGGUAGGGGUGUCAGGGCUGAAGGCUCCAAGGAGAUAAAGACUACUAACUUAUAACUAUGCAUACUCACCCAAACCAUACAUAGAAAAUGGCAGAUAUUAUUCAUUAUCAUCGAUUGCUAACACUAACAAAAGUCACUUUUUAUUUUUUGCAAUGUAAACCAAUUUUUCCUCUCAUUUUGCUUAGGCUGUGUGUGUGUGCAACAGUUAAAUAUUUAUUCUAAUUUUGGUGGGCAAAGAAAUAAAUAAAAAAUAUGCAGAGUGUCUUAACUUAGCAUUUUAAGAAAAUAGAUGUUCAAUCUUAUGUUUGACCAUCAUCAGCCAUUGAGUGUAAUCACAAUUCCCCUUCUUCAUGCAGCUGGUGGAUCAAAGGGAAAUAAAUAGCCUAUACAGUUCUGGCAUCAACUGUUGGUGCACCUUAAAAUUUUCAUGUCCAGUAUUUUUCAAUAAUGAUUAACUUCUUUACCAUAGAAAGUGUUGCCAUUUCUGAGUUUUUUCAUUUGGGGCUUACUUCUUUAACAUUAAUCUUAGAGUAGAGGUUGUAUUUUUAUCUGCAAGACAGCAGAGGUUUACAGUUGGAACUUUCCUUCUCUUAGAUGAGCCACUAUCCAGUUAACCAGUUCUAUCUCUCUGAAGUGCAUGGAUGGUUAACAGGUCCCAUGUCCCUGAAAUGCCAAGAUUUGUGUUGAUUUAAGCUCUUAUAUAGUAUGUUAUAUCCUGGUUUCUAUAUCCCUAACCUGACAUCCGCCUAUUCAUAUAUGCUGCGCAAAACUUCUAUAUUAAAUUGAGGCUUAACUUAAUGUUUGCAUCAUGAAAUUUUUAAUUAAGAUCAUUCUAUUCUUUGGAUAAUUGGAAGAGAAAUUGAAACCAAAAUAAUAUUUUUGUAUACAAUACAAUUUUAUGUGCAUGCUCUAGUUUUUAGACAUUGGUUUUAUAUGCAAAUACACACACACACCGUAAAGAGAAACAAUCCAGAGCAAAAAAAUGCAUAACAUGUUCUUAGUUAUGGCUUUUCAGUAUUCUACUAAUACUGACUAGAUUUAGAAUGAGUAAUUUAACUUAUUGAUGUAGUUUUGUUUUUUUUUAAAAAAAAGGUUGAUUUAUAGCUUUGUUCAGGAAAGCAAUGCCCUGUUAAAACUUAAGUUUUAGAAUUAGAUAGCCAUAGAAUGAAGGUGCUUUAACAUUUGUGAUGCUCAUUAAUUUUAUUUUAAAAUCCCAAUUAGUAAGGCUGCAUGGAUUUAUACUAAUACUUUUCUUGUCACAAACCAUUGCUUAAACAUUUUCUUUUGCAUUUUUCAUCUGAAAGGUGGAGAUAACAUAAAAACUUUUGGCAUAUUGUAGUAACAAACAUUUGGCAUAAUUGUAGGAACAAUCAUCUACAAUCAUUAUGGUCAUAUUUUCUAAAAUCCCAUACUAAUGUCACUUAACAAUCAUAAACAAGUUUAUCAUUGCCAUACAAUUUGAUUUUUUUUUUUAACAAAAGCAAUUGUGAAAUAUGUUCAUUUUGGUGUAUGCACAUUAAUUGUUGAAAUUUGGUAAUGAUCCAUAGAUUUGUUUGUCCUGUCUGUGGGAUCUAAGAUUAUCAUGUUAUUUUAAUGGAAUGAAAAUAAAACAUAUACAUUUUCUAUCACUCAGCUACAGUUGUGGGACACUGCUGGACAGGAGCGCUUUCGUAAAUCAAUGGUACAGCAUUACUACAGAAAUGUUCAUGCUGUCAUUUUUGUUUAUGACAUCACAAAAGUAAGUACCUUUGUGAUUAGUUAAGAAUUGUUAAACCAGCUUAAAUAUACUCAAUAAUAGUGAUAAAAAUGGAUUUUUUUGUUUGUGCUAAACCAUCAGAUUUACUAACAUUUUGUAGCUUUGUUUGUUUUUCUGUGCAGAACAUAUGGUUCUUAUUUAAUAGAAAACUAAUUUUUAAUAAAUGCAUAUUUACUCCAUACCAAUUUUAUUUAAGUACUGGUACUUAUAGCAGGUUAUAUAUAUUUUUUAAAGAAGGUAAUUUAAUGAAUAUAAUAAAUAAAUGAUGUGUACAGAAUCCUGAGAGACAAGUUAUUAAAAAAAUUAAUGCUCCAUUAUUUUUUCCUUAGAUGAGCUCCUUUGAAAACAUGUACCAAUGGAUUGAGGAAUGUGAUAGACACAACCUGAAUAAGCAUAUCCCUCGUAUACUGGUGGGAAACAAAUGUGACAUGGUGGACAGAAUUGCUGUCAACACAAAUAUGGCUCAGAAAUUUGCAGACACCCAUGGAAUGCCUCUGUUUGAAACUUCAGCCAAAGAUGAUGACAAAGCCAAUCACGUGGAUGCCAUAUUUAUGACUGUUGCACAUAAAUUAAAGAACUCAAAGCCCAUGAUGCCAGUGCACAUUUCAAAUUUCAAUCCCAGAGAAACUGUUCAUUUACGUGAAAGUCCGCAGCAUAGGGGUUUGCAGUCUGCUGUUAACCCAAUGGCCAUUGAGGAGAAAUCAGAAUGCGCAUGUUAAUGUUAACAACAUGUUCUUAAAAGGAUGUGGUGUAUAUUGUGAUUUUACUAAUGUUUUAUUUUCACCAAAAGUGUUGACCAGAUAAUGUUUGCAAUGUUAAUGUUUUUGUGGGAUGAAAAAUGAACAAAAAUAAGGUGAUUUAUUUAUCUUUGAAGUGGUGAUGUAAAGGGACAAGCUGGCUUGUCUGAUGAUAUUGGUAUUUUAAAAUAUUGUUAUGUUAGUCUGAUUCGCCAAAGUGGUUUCUGUUUCGAGAUCAAGCAUUUCAUUCUUAUGCAUGCCAGCUCUCAAAUACCCUGCAGUUUUAUGAGAUUUAAAUUAAAGAAGGUAUUUUGAUAAUUUUUAACACUUAAGUUUUAGGCUUAAAUGUUAAUAUAUAUUUAAAGGUAAUUUAUGUUUGAAAUCUUACAUAGUCCAAUGUGGAUAUUACAUUUAUUAUUAUAUCAAUUCUUUUAGAAAGACACAUUCGUGCAUAUUGUUUAUAAAGGAAUCUUAUUAAUUAGAUACUGAUACUAAUGUUUAGCUUGGAGAUUUAUAUUGUAAUAUAAGAUAUGAGAAACAAAUAGAUCAUCUCAGAAUUAAGUUAACCGAAUUUGUAAUGAAUUAUUGAUUUUGAUUAAUAUAAAUAACAUCUUUUACAAUUUUUUGUGAUAAUUUUAUAAAAGAUAUAGAUUAUGAAGUUAUUUAUGUCUAUUAUAUUUAAAAUUAUUUUAAUUGUACGAUUGCUUAUAAACACUACAAAGCAAUUUAUUAAAAUUUCUAUAUUUUUCAAUACACUAGUGAAUUCUGUUUCAUCUCAAAGUUCACAGCGUUUAUCUUUUAAUUCCAUUUUUUUAAAAAACUUUUUGUGAAGCAUUCCCCCAAAAAUUUUUAUGUAUAUUUUUAAUAUCUUAAUGGGAUUUUGUUUCCUAGUGUCAUAAUGUAAGUUUUGGGAUAUAUUCUUACAAUAUGUGUCCAAUGUAAGGUUUCAUGAUCUUAAUUAUAACGUAAAAUUCUGUACUAAGAAUGUGCUAAAGUGUACUUUAAUGUGAAUGCGUUCAGAAUGCUAUUUAUGAAAAUUCGUUUGCAUUUAUCAAUAAUUUUUUCAUAGCUCAGGUCUAAAAAAAUCUUAAUGGACUAGACUAAUUCAUGUUUGGCAGAUUUUCAUUUAAAAAUGUUAAUGCUUCAAGGGGGUUUCUGUUACAGUUAAACUCACAGAAUAAUAUUGUUAGCCAAUACAAAUUAUCAUUGAAUAAAUGUAUCUUUAUUGGGGAUGUCUUUUAAAAAUAAAUUUUUACUUAGACUUCUUAACUUUACAUUCAGCUUGGUUGUUAGAGCAAUAAAAAUAAUACUACUACAACCUUAUAGUAAUUAUUUUUAAUAUUUUGAAAAGCCUGAAUUGACAAAGUCUGUAAUUAAAACCAAGGAAAAUGUCAGUCAUUAUAAUAAUAGAUAUUAAAUCAUAAUUGUUAAAAUUUCUCAUUAAAAAUAUAAUAUGCGCAAAAACUAACAGUGCUGAAACUCCUGCAUCAUAGAGCAUAGCUCCAACUGCCACAUAUUCUAAUUAUUGAAAAUGAAGAUUUGUUGGGAAGUUGUAUUUGGAAAUGGGUCUGUUGACUGAGAAAACGUAUUCAUAGUUGACCAUUAAUUUUGCUAAUACAUAAUUGUUAGUCAAUGGAACGAAGUUUGAAAAAGGGUAGCAGGAAAAUGCAGAGUGAGAUUUAAUAAGGCGGCACCAUGUAAUGCUGAUUUACUAUACUGUUGCGACAUUUCGCCAUUCUGGAAAGGUACUCAGCAGAAGGGGAAGAAUAGUCAAGUUUUUAUAUAAUCCUUGCAAGAAAGACAAUGAUUUUUUAAAUCACCAAUGAAGCACUAAACCUAACCUAAAGCACUAGGUGCAGUUUACAAAAAUUUUCUUUAAAUAUUUAAUUUCUUGAUGCUGAAAUGCAUUUUUCGAGCGAUUUCAAUGAAAAUGAGAAUAAAACAUUUAUAUACAUUUUUAAAAGAUGAUGACCAUAAGCAUAGGUUCUGCAAAAGAACCAUAUAUGUGCUAUGUAGUCUAACUAUCAUUAUCUUUAUAUUUAUAUUCCUCUUCUUUUAAACAAAAUUUUCUUAUAUCUAAUUCAUAAAAAAUGGUGUUUUAAGUUAAAGAUACUAAUGGCUUCAAUUUGAUUUGCCAGUUUGUGUUUGAGAUGUCAUCUAUAUUUUUUUCACUUAAGUCUACAUUAACGUACAAUUUUGUUGAUGUGAAAAGCUUUUUUUUUUACUUUGAAUUUACUAUACACUGAUGGCAAGGUGUCGCAACAUUGUGCAAUAAUUGAAAUCAGAGAAACAAGCAUUUUUAGGCAAAAUUAUGGAAUUUUAUAAUUAUUUUAUAUGAUAAGAAAACAUUGUUUAUGAUUAAUUUCAUUGUGAAAGCUGUCUAUAUUGUUAAUAAAAAACAACAACUCUUCUUCAUAUUUAAAACACAUGUAUGUGUAAAGUAUUGUGAGCCAUUUCAUUUAAAGGAAUGACAGAUGGUUGUAACUAGUCAUAAAAUAAUUAAAUCUGUUAGUGAAAAUUGUGAAUGAAAGCUUAGGAUUGACAUUAUUAUUUAAAGAUAAGAUUUAAUUUCUAUAUUUAUUAAAUUGCCUUUGAAAUGAUUAUUAUUUGCAUGUGGUGAUGGAUAACAGUUUCAAUGAAAAGUUCCUUUUUAAAUUAUUUUUUUAAUGUCUUUGUUCUUUUGUCUUCUUGGAUGUUAUUUUUUUUGAAAUGUAAAUAAAGUUGUUUUGUCACAA